UAUUUAAUGCCUGUCUAGUGCCAUUUGUACGAGGGGCCAAUUGAUUUGUGAGUUUUGAACUUGUCAGCCUCCUCCUCCUCUCAUAAUUUUUUUUGGUUGCAAAGUUCAUAGUAACUUAGAAAAAGCAUGCCAAACAAGGAGAAUUCAGCGCUAGUGGAAGCAAAGGUUCCUUUGCUAAACAGUAACGAAUCUUUAAGAGUUCAUGAAAAUGGAGGAAUCGUUGAUGAUGAUGAUAAUAAUCAAACGCUGUCUCAAAGAAUAUGGAUUGAAUCAAAGAAGCUAUGGCAUAUAGUAGGCCCUGCAAUCUUCAGCCGCAUAACUUCCUACAUGAUUUUGGUGAUCACACAAGCCUUCGCAGGCCACCUUGGCGAUCUUGAACUCGCAGCUUUCUCCAUUUCCAACAAUGUCAUCGUCGGCUUCGACUUCGGCCUCUUGCUGGGUAUGGCGAGUGCGUUGGAAACUCUGUGCGGGCAGGCGUAUGGCGCCAAGAAACACUACAUGUUAGGCGUAUACAUGCAGCGAUCAUGGAUAGUUCUCUUCAUAUGCUGCAUCUUCCUGGUUCCUCUCUACGUGUUUGCGACGCCGGUGUUGAGAGUUUUGGGUCAGCCGGAGGAAUUGGCUGUCCUGGCCGGCGAGGUGGCGCUGUGGAUGAUUCCUCUUCACUUCAGCUUCGCGUUCCAGUUCCCACUGCAGAGGUUUCUUCAGAGCCAGCUGAAGACAGCCGUGAUAGCAUGGGUGUCGUUGGUGUCGCUGCUGGUGCACAUCGCCAUUAGCUGGUUCUUUGUGUCGCAGCUGAAGUUCGGGGUGGUUGGAACAACCGCCACGGUGAAUUUCUCGUGGUGGGUCAUGACUUUGGGGUUGUUUGGGUACACAGUUUCCGGUGGCUGCCCAAACACUUGGACCGGUUUCUCGCUUGAAGCUUUUGCUGGCCUUUGGGACUUUGUUAAACUCUCUGCUGCUUCUGGUCUCAUGCUCUGCCUGGAGAAUUGGUAUUAUAGAAUUCUGAUACUGAUGACAGGAAAUCUACCGAACGCAGAGAUUGCUGUGGAUGCUUUGUCCAUAUGCAUGACAAUCAAUGGCUUGGAAAUGAUGAUUCCUCUGGCAUUCUUUGCUGCUACAGGAGUGAGGGUUGCAAACGAACUUGGAGCUGGGAAUGGUAAAGGAGCAAAAUUUGCUACAAAAGUAUCUGUGAUGACAUCAAUUGCAAUAGGACUGUUCUUCUGGAUGUUGAUUUUGAUAUUUCAUGACAAAUUCGGAUACAUAUUCUCUACUAGCAAACCAGUCCUUGAUGAAGUUAACAAGCUUUCUCUUCUGUUAGCCUUCACUAUUCUCCUCAACAGUGUUCAGCCAGUUCUUUCAGGCGUGGCAGUAGGAUCAGGGUGGCAAUCAUAUGUUGCAUACAUAAACUUGGGCUGCUACUAUCUCAUUGGGGUUCCUCUUGGAUUGUUGAUGGGCUGGGUCUUCAAUCAAGGAGUUAUGGGAGUUUGGGCUGGAAUGAUUUUUGGUGGAACAGCAACUCAAACAUUAUUAUUAGGCCUUAUAACCAUUCGAUGUGACUGGGACAAAGAGGCUGAGCGAGCCAAAUUGCAUUUGAGAAAGUGGGACAAUCCAAAAGAACUGAACUAAUUCUUCUUAAUUUUAUUCCAGCAGCGUUUCGUAAUUUAUUUGUUUUGUGUAAUGAAUUAGUGAUAGUUGUAGUUGUGUAAUGAAUUAAUGUUCGUUUUUUUCCCUCUCCCCUGUGUUGUGAUUUGUUGGUGUCGGUUGCUUUUUUUCCCAACCUUAGCCAAGUCCAAAAAAAAAAAAAAGGAUAAAACAAGAUUAGUUGUUUUUUUU
Arachis ipaensis is the source of this 1833-nucleotide messenger RNA. Its product is annotated as protein DETOXIFICATION 27. Gene Ontology annotation, cellular component: membrane. The record is from RefSeq and is a predicted model, not a curated record. Gene Ontology annotation, biological process: xenobiotic detoxification by transmembrane export across the plasma membrane. Gene Ontology annotation, molecular function: xenobiotic transmembrane transporter activity; antiporter activity. Lineage: Eukaryota; Viridiplantae; Streptophyta; Magnoliopsida; Fabales; Fabaceae.